AUGGAACGACAGGUUUUAUCGGGGUACUUACAGCAAGAACCGCUAAACCCAAUAGCGGCAAUAGAGCCAGAUUUAGAGUCUGGACUUGAUCAGACCGAGGAUGAAGACCAUACUCAAUACAAUGAAUCCGAUAGUGCCUCUAAGGGGCAGGCCGAGGCGCAGACCGUAAGCAUCAAUGAGGGCCAGAAGAGCCACAUCGAGAAGGAAAAGUAUGAGAGCAAGGUGCCGGCGGGUCGUCCCGGGAAGGACGAUGACAUGGCGCAGGCGGUGCUAUUCUUUGCCGCGAACCAGUAUUUGAACGGUCAAACCGUUGCAGUAAAUGGCCGAUAUGCACUUGCAGCCGGAGAAUAA
Messenger RNA from Daldinia childiae, 351 nucleotides. RefSeq lists its product as uncharacterized. Bases 1 to 351 code for a protein of 116 amino acids. The record is from RefSeq and is a predicted model, not a curated record. NCBI's taxonomy places the organism in Eukaryota, Fungi, Ascomycota, Sordariomycetes, Xylariales, Hypoxylaceae. The transcript is spliced from 2 exons.